CUUUUAGCAAUUCGUUAGGCGGGUUUUUCGAAGUCCGGCAUACUCACGCGGUUUGGUGUCUGUCCCGAUAGCUGAUAUCGAAUAUGGCAAUUCGACCGUUACAUCACCCAAGGAUAAUCAAGAAGCACCCAAAGAAAUGGCAUCGUCAUCACAGUGAUCUGUACAAACGACUCGGGGACAAAUGGAGAAAACCAAGAGGUAUAGAUAACAGAGUUCGACGGAGAUUCAAGGGGCAAGUGCGUAUGCCCAAAAUUGGUUAUGGAAGUGCCAAACGAACUCGUCAUAUCCACCCUGAUGGCUUCAAGCACGUUUUGAUCCGCAAUGUUAAGGAGCUGGAGGUAUUACUUAUGCAACAUCGCACUCAUGCUGCAGUUAUCGCACAUACUGUGGCAAGAAAAAAUCGUGUCAAAAUUGUUGAGCGUGCCAAACAACUUAGCAUAAGAGUUGUGAACGCCAACGCUGGCUUGAGAUCCACUGAAAAUGAGUGAUCAAUAAAUACAGGUUGGUAUAC
Messenger RNA from Schistosoma guineensis, 511 nucleotides. Lineage: Eukaryota; Metazoa; Platyhelminthes; Trematoda; Strigeidida; Schistosomatidae. The record is from the annotation of a GenBank genome assembly.